Brettanomyces nanus is the source of this 1854-nucleotide messenger RNA. RefSeq lists its product as uncharacterized. Gene Ontology annotation, molecular function: DNA binding; zinc ion binding; methyltransferase activity. Gene Ontology annotation, biological process: DNA repair; regulation of DNA-templated transcription. The record is from RefSeq and is a predicted model, not a curated record. The transcript is spliced from 2 exons. Bases 1 to 1854 code for a protein of 617 amino acids. NCBI's taxonomy places the organism in Eukaryota, Fungi, Ascomycota, Pichiomycetes, Pichiales, Pichiaceae.
AUGUACAUUUGCUGCAUUCCGAAGGGUAUUUGCUGCAGACCUAACUGUGAUUUGGGAAUCACGGACUAUAGGAAACAGGAUCUUAGGUUCUUCCAAACUUUGGAAGAAGCUAGACAUCAUAGCUUUAUUCCUUGCAAGUAUUGUUUUCCUGAUAUGCAGCCAGAAGCUCCUAACUUAAGCAAUGGAUCUCAUGUCGCCAUUGAUUUGGAUUUACUUGCCGCCACAGUUACAAGUGUUAACAAGGCCAUCAACUUUAUUCCUCCACUUCUUACCGAAGACUCUAAGAAGACGGAUUUACUGCGUCAGUUUAUCUGGCAAUCCUCAAACCGAAAACUCAAACGCAAGUUACUCACAGGAAUUCCUUACAAGACCUCAUCAGCUUCGGCGUCUUUGGAGUUAUCCUUUCAACCUCCUUCUCCUGAUUCGAUAAACUUAACUAAGAACGAAUUUGAUAGACUUAAGCUUAUUGAUUUGGCAUUUCGUCAUAUAGCUCUGGCUGCUUCUUCAACGGUAGCUGAGGUGUCGAAUUCUUUGAAUUCGCAGAGUCCGGACAAUAGCGGGGCCCAUGAUACCAGUGCUUCAACUAGCCCGAGUACUAUUAGCCCAAACGAAUCGGGAAGUAAAAAGCGUCGAAGAAGAGGAGGUGUUUUAGGCUUUAAAGAGCUCGCGGCUAAGUCCAAUCUUUCACCAUGGCAUUUUCACCGUGUUUUCAAGAGUGUUACUGGCCUUACCCCUAAGAACUACGGUGAUCGUUGUUGUGAGUGCAUAAAGGAACAGGCCAAGAAACCAAGAAGCUCAAGGGUUAUCCUCAUAAAUACCAGAGUUGCCAAUCCUACUCUGGCGAAUGAAGAAGAGCAUCAUCAGCAGCAACAGCGGCAACAGCAGCAACAGCGGCAACAGCAACAUUGCGACAAUAAAAGUUUACAGAAUUCUAGGGCCAGUUACGAAUCGAACCUUCCGCGUUCAUUGUCAACGCUUAGUACUUCAUCUUCGUCGAUUAAGUCAUCACCUAUAUCUGUAGCCGCAUCUGCAAUUUCCACUUCUCCUACCACCAUUACUACCGUCAGAUCUCCGGUGUAUCACUUAGAUGAUGUCGAGUUGCCUGCCAAAAAGAGAAGAAAUCUCGACACUUUCUCACCUGCAGACGAUUCUCUAUCCUUGUCAGGAAGUGGUAUGUAUAUGCCACUCCAAUUUACUGACAACACAUCGUCGAUCUCCGGAUUUCUUGAUGAAAGUAAUAACAGCUUGAAGAAUCUUAUAUCAUUGAUUCAUCAGGUUGAUGUGCCCGAAUUACCCGCAAAUACUGAUUUAUUGGACCAACAGCAGUUACAAUCAGGCAACCAUCAACAGCGGCAACUACAGGAUGUGGAUUUUGUGAAUCAGGAAUUGAUGCCUUCUUCUUCUUUUCCAGGUCCUCUGUCGCAUCAAAUCACCACUGAUGUGAAUAUAUGGGAUACCAGAGCAGACACGCCCGACUUUGAUAUUUUACAACGCAGUGAUUCUAGAUUUAUGGACGAUUCGAUGAGCCAUUACACCACUCUGCCUUCGUUUGGUGAAGAUGCUGUUGCUAGUGGCAUUCUUGAUCAAUUACAGCAGCAGUCUCAAUACAAACAACAAAGAAGUAUAGAUGGUAGUUCAAAUGGCUUUUACUUUGCUCCAUCUCAGAACGAUAAGUCGUCAAGUUUUAUCAGUCCUCUACAGCUUGAUUCGAUCAAUGGCAGUUCUAACUUUGCUGAACUUCUGGCUGUUGCCCCUCAAGCGGAUAUUGCAGGUGCGCUUCCUUCCGAAAGAGUUUACCCGCUGAUAUCUCAGCAGUCGCAGUGGCAACAACCACAACAAUAUCAGCAGCAGUAG